Messenger RNA from Trypanosoma cruzi, 2533 nucleotides. RefSeq names its product dispersed gene family protein 1 (DGF-1), putative. The annotation marks the transcript as partial. NCBI's taxonomy places the organism in Eukaryota, Euglenozoa, Kinetoplastea, Trypanosomatida, Trypanosomatidae. The record is from RefSeq and is a predicted model, not a curated record. The transcript has a single exon.
GCUUGUCGGUGGCGGUGCCGCGCUGGACGCGGCUGUGUUCGGUGGCGAAUAUGCGUUGUACGCGAGUGCGCGCGUGGUUGCGUCGGGGGGCGCUGUGCUGCGCGUGUCGGGGAGCCAGUUGUACGCCGCGCAUGGGUUGGUGUUCGACAGCGGGGUGGUGGCUAAUGCGUCCGCUGUCGUAGUGAACGACAACGCCGGUGCGCUGACCGAUGGCGCGCUGCUUGUGCUGCGGGGGUCGGCGUCGUUUGCGUCCGGGUCGUGGCUGUCGGUGCGCGGCAACAGCAUCAGCGGCAGGCUCCUUUCGGUGCCGUCGUACCCGCGCCGUGCGGAACUUGUGCGGAGCACGCUGACGCUCUACGGGAACGUCGGCAGCGGGCCUGUCGUGAUGGACGGCACCGUUGUGCUCGUGGGCGCCGGCCGAAAGUUCGUCGUGGGGUGUCUGACGCUCAACGGGCAGGCGCUGCGGCCUAUGGACUACAGGUCCGCCGGCAUCAUCGGGGAAUUCCUUCCCGUGGCGUGUGGCGUGUGCGACACCGACGUGCACUGCUUUGCUGCUGCGACGAGGGCGAUGUCGGGGUCGUGCGGCUGCCGCUGUGCUGAGGGCGGGUACGGGCGCGACUGCCUGCCGGUGUACCUGCCGCACGUGGACGGGUGCAACCGCACGCCCGUCAUGCCGCUGCUGAGUCACACGGCGACGCUGACGGAGACGCGCAGCCCGACGCCGACGUGGACGCCGAGCCUGAGCGCGACGCACUACAGUCCACCGCAGUACGGGCCGACGGAGACCCUGCAGGUGACGGAGACGGUGGCGCUGUCGCCCACGCGGACCCCGACGGCGUCGGUGAGCGGCACGCUGUGGUGGAGCGACGUGGCGUGCCCGACGCUCGCCGUGACGACGACGGCGGCUGGAGGAGGCCUGACGCAGAACGACAUCCGCGGCGGUGGGAGCGCCGUCCCGACGCUGCUGAUGGUGGCGCUGCCGCCGCCGUUUCGGUGGGCAAGCGACCCGCGGCUCGGCACGCACCUGAGCUUUGUGCCGGUGUCGACGGCGCAGCCGCGCGGGUUCGGCGGCCCGUGGGGAGCGAUGCUGCGCAACGCGACGUGGAUGCGCAACGCGACGAAUCCGUCCACCGUCCUGGAGCUGGCUGUGCCCGUGCACCGCGGUUACUUCACUGCUGGUGACGAGACGAUAGUCAUUCGGUGCGACGCUGUGGCGGUGUUCGGCGGCUGCAAGGGUGUGCUGCUUGGGUCCUUCACGAUCAGGUCCGACACGCUGCCCGUUGCUGCCAGCGCCCUCUCGGCAAUCACCGGCGUUGUUGCGGGUGCGGCGGCUGUUGCCGUGGUGGUGACCGGCGGGCUGGGCUCCAUUCUGGAGAUGCAGGCGUUCGGCGUGUUCGCAAGGAUGCCAUGCGCCUCUGUGCAGGAGCGUGCGAGCACCGUUGCGCUGCCGUACUUCCUCUCGGUGUUCGCUGUCCUUGACCCGCUGUGGAUGGUGGUGGGCAACGCGCUGCUCGCCGCUGUGUUCGGGUGCGUGCACUGCGGUGUGACGGCCGCCUUCCAGCGGUGGCGCGGCGUGGACGCUGCGAGUGCGUGGGCUGCGAUGCGCUUCCCGAGCCUGACGUGCGUCGUGGCGCACGCGAUGCACCUCGGUAUCUUCUUUGGCUCCGUGCUUGCACUGGCGAUGCCCGACGCUCCCGUGCAGCACCGCGUGGUCGGUGUCGUUGGUGUGCUGUACGGUGUGGCGUUCCCUGCUGGCGUGUGCUACUUGAUUGCUCGCCACGUGGGCGCGAGCUUCACGAAGUACUGGCAGUUUUCGAGGAAGCCGCUGCACGAGCGCCUGCUGUACCCCGUCGGGUAUUGGCACCCCGCGGCGCAGCAGCGGAUGUACGGCGGCAUGCUGACGAACAUGAGGGGCAGCCACGUGUACUGGUGCGUGUUCCAGCUGUCCGUGCUGUGUGUGGUGGGCCUGAUUGCUGCUGUGCACCCGCCCGUGGGAGGCUGCCACGUCCUGUACUUCUGCAUGGCUGCUGUGCUGCUUGCGGGUGCGGGCGUGGUUGCCUUCACGAACAUGAUGCGCUCGGCCUUCCUGACGGUGUUGCAGACGGCGAGCUUUGUGCUCCUUGCGGCGCUGUGCGUGGUCAGCGCGGCCAACCACCUUGCGCCGAGCGACGGCGGUGUGAGGGCGUACGUGGCUACGGUGCUGCUGCUGACGACCGUGCUGCUUGCGGUCACUGUGUACAGCGUUGUUUUUUGGUACGCGGAGGACCACCACUGGCAGGAGCUGCGCGAGCCGCGGCGUGGAGGGCUGGAGGCGCUGCUGCGCGAUGACGAGGAAAGCGACGAAGAGACGCAGAAGCCUCACGACAUGACGUCAUCGUCGUACGCCUCAGGCACCACCGUUGCGUCGUCGUACCAACCACCCGCACCGCCGUUGCAGCCCAUGGCCGGUGACACCCGCUCAGACGCGCUGAGCCUGCUGGACCGUGCAUCCAGUGCGAGCUGCAGCGUUAAUUAUGCCCCUCUGGACAGGUAA